AUAGAUGGUGUUGAAACCUCAGAGCUCGUGCCUGCCUGGGCGGGUGACUCGGAGUUGGCUCAGUGUGCUUCGGAUGGGCUCCGCCCCCCUCAUUUUGGCCUCUUUCCCGGGCUAGGAGGCCGCAGCUAGGCCUGGGAAGGAUGAUUGGCUUAGCCCAGAUCAUCAGUGCACACAGUCAGAAGCCAGGAACUAAAACAUUUCCAGAGAAGAAGAGAAGAGGUCUCCUGGGACUCAUUGCUCCAGAGAGAAGGAUGCUACAGCUGAGCUUGUCCUGGCUGGGUCUGGGGCCUGUGGCUGCCUCCCCAUGGCAGCUUCUGCUGCUGGGUGGGGCCUUGUUCCUGGCCCGAAUUCUGGCCUGGAUCUAUUCCUUGUAUGACAACUCCUGCCGGCUCCACUGCUUCCCUCAGCCCCCUUCCCGGCACUGGUUUUGGCGUCACAUGGGCAUGAUCCAGAACAACGAGGAAGGCCUGCAGCUGAUGACUGAAAUGGGCCACCACUUCCAUGAUGUCUACCUCUGUUGGUUUGGGGCUUUCUACCCGAUCCUGACACUCACCCACCCCAAGUUCAUUGCUGCCGUACUCCAGGCCCCAGCUGCAGUGGCCCCUAAGGAAAUGAUUUUCUAUGGUUUCCUGAAGCCAUGGCUGGGGGAUGGGCUGUUGGUGAGUGCUGGUGAGAAAUGGAGUCACCAUCGUCAUCUGCUGACACCCGCCUUCCACUUUGACAUCCUGAAGCCCUAUGUGAAGAUUUUUAACAAGAGCGUGAACAUCAUGCACGCCAAGUGGCGGCGCCUGACCGCCAAGGGCAGCGCCCGUCUGGACAUGUUCGAGCACAUCAGCCUCAUGACACUGGACAGUCUGCAGAAAUGUGUCUUCAGCUUUGACAGCAACUGUCAGGAGUCUCCCAGCGAAUACAUUGCUGCCAUUUUGGAGCUCAGCUCCCUCAUAAUAAAAAGGCACCAUCGGGUUAUCCUGUAUAUGGACUUCCUGUACUACCUCACUCCUGAUGGGAGGCGCUUCCGCAAGGCCUGUGACGUGGUGCACAACUUCACAGAUGCUGUCAUCCAGGAGAGGCGGAGUAACCUUGCUAGCCAGGGUGUUGAUGACUUCCUCAAGGCCAAGACGAGGUCUAAGACUUUAGACUUCAUCGAUGUGCUCUUGCUGGCCAAGGACGAACAUGGAAAGGAGCUGUCAGAUGAGGACAUCCGGGCAGAGGCUGACACCUUCAUGUUUGGAGGCCAUGACACCACAGCCAGUGCACUCUCCUGGGUCCUGUACAACCUGGCGAGACACCCGGAAUACCAGGAGCGCUGCCGGCAGGAGGUGCGGGAGCUGCUGAGGGACCGAGAGUCUGAGGAGAUUGAAUGGGACGACCUGGCCCAGCUGCCCUUCCUGACCAUGUGCAUUAAGGAGAGUCUGCGGCUGCAUCCUCCGGUCACGGUGAUCUCCCGCUCCUGCACCCAGGACAUUGUGCUCCCAGAUGGCCGGGUCAUCCCUAAAGGGAACGACUGUAUCAUCAGCAUCUUUGGGGUUCAUCACAACCCUUCAGUCUGGCCAGACCCUGAGGAACUGCAUAGGACAGACUUUCGCCAUGAGCGAGAUGAAGGUGGCGCUGGCGCUCACCCUGCUGCGCUUCCGCCUCCUGCCCGACGACAAGGAGCCGCGUCGGAAGCCGGAGCUGAUCCUGCGCGCAGAGGGCGGGCUGUGGCUGCGGGUGGAGCCGCUGAGCACGGGUGCACAGUGACUGGGCCUGGAACUGCCCCACCCACCCUUCUCAGACGAUCCCGAAUAAGGGGAGCCUCACCGAGAGCCAGUAGGGGGCGCUGCAGGACAGCAGAGAACCACCGGUGGUCUGGAUGAGACGAGGUGGGGCUGGUUUCCUCCUGGGUCAUCCACAGGACCUGUAGGCUGAUGGGAGUCGCACCCAAGCUCAAGCAUGGACUUAUUCUUUUGGAGACGGGGAACCACAGAUGUUUACCUGCAGGUUUGAGGAUCUGUCAGCUAAGCAUACUCCACAGUUUUCUUUUUUCUUUCGUUUUUGAGAUAGGGUCUGACGACGUAGCUUUUAGUAGCUUGGAGCCCACUGCACAGACCAGGCUGGCCUCAAACUUGCAGCAAACCGCUGGCCUCUUUAUCCGCAGUGCUGUAAUUAGAAGAGUGGGUCACUGUGCCUGGCCUGUUACAUCUGAAGGGAUAUUUGUAGAAAUGAAGGACAGUUUCUCAGGAGAGAAGCCUGGGAGCCCUUGAGAAUGAUGUUAAGUGACGCUCAAGGCUUGUGAUGUCCAAGGCCACUAAGGCAACUUAAAUUUAAAGUGAAAUCACUCUAGCAGGCUCCCUGUCUGGUGCUGUUCUUCUGGGUUCCCACUUAUUCCUCUUGGGGCCGGAGAGGUGGCUCACUAGUCAGCCAGCCUUGCUCAAUCAGAAAGCUCCUGGUUCAGUGAGAGAUUCUAUCUCAGGAAAUAAGGUGGACAGUAAUGAACAAAGACACCCAACAUAAACCCCUGGCCUCCUCAUGGCCAUGUCUCUGUGUGCCCUGCACGCACAAACUCCUUUUUCUAUCUCUUCCAGGAUUUGAUUUCUUCCAUUCUUCCAGGAAGUCAUUAAAAACUGUUGGAGUUGGAGGCUAGCCUGGGCUCUAUAGAAAGUUUGAGGCCAGCACUGUGAGACCUUGUCUCAAAACUUAAAAACAAACAAAACCAGAGUUUUACAUCUCUUUCACUUGGGAAAUGACUUUAGAGAAAUAAUGUGCAUCCCCCCCCCCCUUUAAAUCUCUAGUGUUCUGUUCUUGUUUAUAGACUGUCUUUGUGGUUUUGGCAGUACUCUUGUUGAAGACCAGGCCUUGUAUGUGUUACACAAGUUUUCUACCACUGAG
Molecule: messenger RNA, 2868 nt
Organism: Peromyscus californicus insignis
Lineage: Eukaryota; Metazoa; Chordata; Mammalia; Rodentia; Cricetidae
Product: cytochrome P450 4F6-like
Exons: 12
Coding region: 141-1856 (571 amino acids)
Molecular function (GO): monooxygenase activity; oxidoreductase activity, acting on paired donors, with incorporation or reduction of molecular oxygen; heme binding
Source: RefSeq, a predicted model, not a curated record